Cyprinus carpio (common carp) is the source of this 3241-nucleotide messenger RNA. Its product is annotated as prominin 1a. The record is from RefSeq and is a predicted model, not a curated record. NCBI's taxonomy places the organism in Eukaryota, Metazoa, Chordata, Actinopteri, Cypriniformes, Cyprinidae. Gene Ontology annotation, molecular function: cholesterol binding. The transcript is spliced from 25 exons. The coding region runs from base 205 to 2733 and encodes 842 amino acids. Gene Ontology annotation, cellular component: apical plasma membrane; cell surface; cilium.
CAUCAGCUGUGAUUUGUAGCUGGGCAUCUGACUGACCGGCCGACCGAGAGGCGCACCAUGAACCUGCAGGAGCCGCUCGCCGCGGGGGGACCAUAGUUAUCAUGAGACUCUCUCCGGGCAGCAGGAUUUGAUUGUCCCUGAUAGUAUACCCAGAAUUUCUUCCACUUCUAUCACCUGGAAUUGCUUCAGCAACUAGAAUUAAUCAUGCUGUGGAAAACGGGACUGAUUUUUCUGUGCUGGGGCUUGACGUCCGGGGAACUCCAGGACAGGCAGUCCGGUACUCCUGCUGCUCCAGCGCGGACAACUUUGGAUUUCGGCCUCGUCCCCUCCGGAGUUUACGAUACUGUCGCCUAUUACGAGCCUGGGGCCAUUGGGAUUUUAUUUAACAUGAUGCACGCUUUCCUCUAUGUGGUUCAGCCCAACCCGUUUCCUGAAGAUCUUGUCAUUAGAGUGGCAAAGGAUAAAUUCGGAGCCAUACAAUCCGAGUACCAGAAGCCAGAAAACAUUGUUCUGACACUACAGGUUAUUUAUUAUGAGAUUGGGUUUGUGGUGUGCACGGCACUGGGCCUGCUGUUCACCGUGCUGCUGCCGCUGGUGGGACUUCUCUUUUGUUUCUGCCGCUGCUGUGAUAACUGCGGAGGAGAGAUGCACCAGAGACAGCGGAAGAACACGGACUGCCUUAGAGGACUGCUGACCACACUGUUACUCACCACCACCUUCAUUAUCACGGCAGGGGUCCUUUGUGCAUAUGCAGCCAAUCAGAACCUGAGUUCCCAGCUGAAGAGCAUGAGGAGGCUGGUGAAGAGUAACUUGAAAGAUCUGCACACCUUUGCCAAUCAGACUCCUGCACAAAUUGAUUACCUGAUCUCUCAGUAUGGCACAGUGGAGCACCAUGUGCUGUAUGACCUGGAUAAUGUAGGUCUUCUCUUGGGUGGAAGGAUACAUGAGGAGCUGGGAAAAGACGUGCAGCCCGCCCUCAACGCGGCUCUCAGCAUGACUGGAACAAUGCGAGACACUAAGGAUGCUCUAGAGAAUGUGAGUUUGACGUUGGAGACUUUGCAGGAAGGAACAGUCAAACUGCAGGCUAACCUCAGCCUGGUGCGUGGAAGCCUUAGCAAUGCCCUUAAUGAUCCUGUCUGUACAGACCCACGCUCAUCUGAGAUUUGUCGCAACAUACGUAGCACCCUUCCCAGGCUAGAAAUUGCAGCCAACUACUCAUCGUUGCCUGAUGUGACCAACCAGUUAGACAAAGUGAAUGAAGUCCUAGAGACGGAUCUCGGUCAGAUUGUGAAAAGGUAUGGCUAUACAUCAUUCAAUGACACCCCCACCUUGGUAACAGAUCAAACCCGAAAUAUUGUGGAAGGGGUGAAGGUUCUGCUGGACGACAUUGGAUCAAACAUCAGCACUUUCACCAAGCUCUUCCCGGUUCACAGCUCUCUGACCAACUUCACCAAAAUGAUCUCUCACACACACUCACAGAUCGAGGACAUCUACCCUCAGGUCGAUCAGAUGGAUUUCUACAGGUGGAUCUGUUGUAUUACCCUGUGCUGUAUGGUUGUGCUCAUCCUCACUUUUAAUUUUCUGGGUUUGUUGUGUGGUAUUCUGGGAUUCGACAGGCACGCAACUCCAACCACACGUGGUUGUGUCUCUAACACAGGAGGCAAUCUGCUCAUGGCUGGUGUGGGCUUCAGCUUCCUGUUCUCCUGGGUGCUUAUGGGAGUGAUAACAGCACUGUUUUUGGUGGGUGGGAGUCUAGAAAAGCUUGUGUGUGAACCCUUUCAAACCCGACAGCUGUUUAAGGUGUUAGAUACGCCCAACCUGGUCAAUUCUGCUUGGAGAAACUUCAUACCAGGAUACCUGUACAAUGAUCCUGAGAUGGACCUUACAGCAUAUUCUCUCUACAGUAAUUGUAAGGACAACAGAGGGAUUUACUCAGCUCUUCAUCUGGAUAAGAUCUUCAACAUCUCAGCCUUCUUAAACACUAGUGUUUACUCCAAGGAUGUGUCAAGGAAGUUUGAAGGGAUGAAGGUGGACCUGCGUGGAAUCAUUCUUCUUGAGUCAGAAGGCAAACAGAAUCUCAUCAGCUUCACUAAAACUGGGAUUAAUGAGAUUGACUUUGCUGCCUAUUUGGAGGAGGUUAAUAAAGGAGUUACUCGCAUUAAUCUAGUGGAUUUUGCUAGUCAACUUGAUGCUCAAGCUGAUCAGCUGUUUAAAGGGACCUUGCAGACCUCAUUAAAAGGACACGCUAAUACUAUAAGACAGAUCCACAUCCAGCAAGUCAUCCCACUGGAGCAGUCCAUGAGCAUACUUAAUCAGAGCAUCAGACUUCUGGAGAGGACCUCCUCAGACCUGCCUGUCAGAGUUAUAGAUCUAUUAGCUGCCGUUGAUGCCGCCCAGUUCCUAAUUUCCCACAAUGCAACAUUUGUGGUCAAUCAGGAAACAGAGAAAUACAAGCAGACUAUUAUUGGCUAUUUCAAGCAGUAUAUCGACUGGAUCAGAACGUCUUUGGCCCUGGAGGUCGCUACCUGUAAACCACUCAGCAACAUUGUGGACACGGCCGAGAUCCUAGGCUGCAGUUUCCUGCUGGAUUCAAUGAACACAUUCUGGUUUGGAUUAGGCUGUUCCACACUGUUUCUGCUCCCUAGCAUUAUCCUGUCCGUCAAACUUGCCAAGUUCUACCGCAGAAUGGACACAGAGGAUGUCUAUGACGAUGAUAUUGGAAACUGGAAUUAAACCUUUGUGGAAUACUCUCUCUGUGAACAGCAGGUUCAGCUCUUAAGAAAAAGGAAACUCACAUACUUGUGAAACUACCUGUUGUCCACGUUCCCAUCACAUCAGUGAAGAAGACCUUCAUCAAAAUGUUUUGACUAUUGUUGUUUUGACUAAUUUGCACCUUUAUGAUUGUAGUACUGUCUUAUGGACUGUCCCCUCAACAAGCUAUUCUCUGAUGUCACAUCCUGCCAUAAUCAGGGAGGCUUCACAAUAUAAGGUUUUUUUUAACUACUACAUGUGUCUUUGUUUACAGUCAUUGAGAAAUCACCUGUGACAGGCAUAACAAUGCUAUGACUGCUGCAUUCUUAUUUGUCUUGUGUUUUUAUAUAUAUAUAUAUAUAUAUAUAUAUAUAUAUAUAUAUAUAUAUAUAUAUAUAUAUAUAUAUAUAUAUAGUGCUUUUAACAUCGUGGAGAAUUCAACAUGUUGUCAAGUCCAGUCCACUGAGAGGCCAAAUUUACUGAAAACAGA